Didymodactylos carnosus is the source of this 1716-nucleotide messenger RNA. NCBI's taxonomy places the organism in Eukaryota, Metazoa, Rotifera, Eurotatoria, Philodinida, Philodinidae. The record is from the annotation of a GenBank genome assembly.
AUGGCUCUAUCGCCCGUAUUUAUUGGCAUUUUUGCAUUAUUCUUCACUUGUACUUGUACUGGUAAGAUUUCAAUUAAGAUAGCUCAAGGUGAUAUUGUUGUUUAUCCUAAUAACAGUUUUAUUGUUCGUAAAGUGGGUCUGUACAGUUCAUACAAGAGUAGUUUUGCUGUUUAUGCGUCGUUUCCUAUUACAAAAUAUAUGUAUUUUCAACUAUCACAAAUAUUGGGAAAUAUUAUCAAUAUGUAUAAAAAUGAAAAUAGUAACCCAAUAUUAUUGGCGAGUUCAUCAUUAAAUGACUUCAUUCAAUUUGAUCAAUUUAAGAAUGAUCUUUCGACAUUGAAAAAUCUUUUAUUUCAAGGAAAUAGUAGUCAUUUAUUUGUUAUCGAUGAUAAUCAAGUAAAAACUAUUCAGGUAUUGAACAAAACACAAAUGUAUUUGGGACGAUUAACGGAUAAUAAUCGUCAAGUAGAUAAAUUUAUGAAACCGGACAGUUUACCGUUAAUGUAUGUAGCCGAACGUAUUAAAUUAUUACAAACACAAGCAAAACUUCGUUACCUUCAUGAAACUCUAAGCGACAUUGUAGACGGAAAAUUGAAUUUUAAUUAUUUUUCUAUUCAUGAACAGCACCUCGUUUUUGAAUUAUUGCACACGAUUUCUGGUAAAACAAUUGUUUUUAACAGAUUAUAUGAACAAGAGUUCCUAAAACGAACACUUAUUACACAAAAUAUUCAUUUUGUUUGUCUGAACAAUGAUCACUUUCAAAAUAUUUCUGAACAUGACUUUAUCGGAAAUCUGAUUAUUACUAAUGGUUUUCAACUGCCGAUUUAUUCUCCAUCAAAUACUUUUGAUGUCUAUGAAUUAUACACGUUGCCGUCUGUCACAAACGGUUACCUGUAUCAGAUAAACGGUUUACCACGUUUUUUCGGGCUUAACAGCCAAAAUCAAGCAAUAAUUGAAUGGUCAUCGGAGGAAGAAAAAUUAUGUUUAUUCGAUAAAGAAGUACUUUGUAAAGGGAUUCCAUUGGUUUCUAGUAUGUUUCAUUCGUCUUGUCUUGUUCAACUAUUGACAGAUAAUUUUAGUACUGGAUGUCAAUUUGAUCGGGCAUUAGUUGAAACAGUGUCAGCAAAAUGCAUAGCAGAAGCAUUAUGGGCUAUUUCAUCAAAUGACACAAUGAACUGCACUUACAUAAACACUCAUCGAGAAGAGGACAGUAAUAAUGCUAAAUUUUUCAAGAAUGAGUCAGUAGUUAUUUCGCGAGUAGCAUUAUUAGAAAUUCCAUGUUACUCAACAGUUUUUUGUUCUUAUUUGAAAAUGCAUGGCUUUUGCAAGCCAAUCGAUAUUCGUAUGGCGAUAAAAGGUGAAAGUAAAUCGUUUAAUAAUAGUACGCUUAAUUUAACCAACACAGAAGUCGGAAAAGUGGGUGAAGCAUCAUACUUAAAAGAAAGAAUGUUCUUUGUUGAAGAUGUUAAAACAUUUUUGGACGAUUCAGAUCCAUUAAAAAAGUUUUAUGUACCACGACUUAUCAGACGCUUUAUACCUGUUUUAUCAUUUAUAAUAGCCAUAUUUUUAGCUUUCAUUCUUAUUUAUUGUCAUUGCAGUAGACGGCAGAGAAUGAAAGUCCGUCGUAGAAAAGCUUUUAAAAAAGUUCAAACCUCGCGAUAUUUACGAACGAAAAAAUAUCCGAAUAAACAUGACAAAUACGAUAUCGAAUUAUAA